CCCGGAAGCGGAAAGUGUUUCCUGCCGACCGCGGCGGAGUCGUUUCUCAAGCGAGCGGCGGGUCUAUCGCAGCGGCAUCAUGAGCCUCUUAAACAAACCUAAAAGUGAGAUGACCCCUGAAGAACUGCAAAAGCGGGAGGAGGAAGAAUUCAAUACAGGGCCUUUGUCAGUACUCACACAAUCGGUUAAAAAUAAUACCCAGGUGCUAAUUAAUUGUCGCAAUAACAAGAAGCUUCUGGGGCGUGUCAAGGCCUUUGAUAGGCACUGCAACAUGGUGUUAGAAAAUGUCAAGGAGAUGUGGACAGAGGUGCCCAAGAGUGGGAAAGGCAAGAAGAAGUCCAAGCCAGUCAACAAGGACCGCUACAUCUCGAAGAUGUUCCUGCGGGGAGAUUCAGUCAUUGUAGUGCUGAGGAAUCCCCUUAUUGCUGGCAAGUAACAGGUCGAGGCUGGCAUAGCAAUGCCAGGAUGCUGUGCUUAGGGUCCUUGUCAAGAGACUGGAAUAUUUUGCCUAUAGUUUUAAGGCAGGGAUAUCUUACAGUCAUCUGUCUGUUCUUCAGAUGUUUCUUGUGUCACAAAUAUUCAGUUCCCCGAUGAGCUGACUGAUGGAAUUCCCACUUGACUUGAGUAUGUUCUUGCAUGUGGGUUUUUGAUUUUUCCUUUUUUUUGUAAUAAACAUUUUGUUAAAUUUGUUGGAUUGCUUUUUCCUGGUACAGGCUCUUCUGCCCAGUGAGUAUUUUGUUCGAGAUUCUUGAUGUUGGAGACAGAGUUAUAUUUAUGAAUAGUUGAUCUUCUCCCUUCCUGGUGCUCAAUUAUAUGGUCAGAUAUUAGAUAAAUCUGUUUGCACUUGGAGACAGCAUAAUUCCGUUACAUUUCUGACUGGGACAAGUCAUUUGCCAUCUUUCCUUAUGUCUUUGCCACCUGGUUAGUCAGCAUAUCUUACAGUUACUUGGAUCCAACCAAAUGAAGAGUAUCUUUGCAAGCCACGUGGCUCUUGUUAAAGGGAACAGAGUUUUCUGUCCAGAGGUUUGAGACUGGUCAUGCACGCCCACAUACAUUUUAAUUCAAAGAAUAUAAGUACUUUUAAUCCUGUGAAUGCCUCCUUCUUGGCUCCUUAAAAUGUAUGGGUUUUUUUUAAUCUCUGGUAAGGAAGAGAUACUUGGGGAUCCAUUUUCUAAUUCCAGCAUUUUCCAUUAAAUAUUAUAUCCCUGAUCAAACUCUAACACCAACACAAAAAUUUAUCCUAAUCUCAAUCCCAAAUCUCUGGGCUUUAAGGGGUGAAACUGGUGAAGCAAGAAUUAGCCUAAAACAGAAUAAUUACAUAAAUGCCAAGCAGAUCUUUCUGAUUCUUAAGGCCAGAAAAAAAAUGGUGAAAAUCAAUUCACUCAAAAGGCCAAGGAUUUAAACCCUGGGCUCACACACAAAUGCACAUGGUUUGAUUGCUGUUGUGCAGUACACGGAUCUAAUAUAUGACUUCUUCCUUGUUUGCAAUAAGGCAACUGAUCUCAGUGUUUGAUUCUGUAAGCAAGUAUCUGAUUUACAGGGUUGAAUGUCUGGAGAACUGAGAUCUAUUGUUAUGCCUAGUAUGAAGUCUGAUAUCACAGUAACAAAUGUAGCACAAAUGAUAAAAACUUACUCCUUAAUUUAACCGUAACUCUGAUGAAACCCUAACACAAAUACACACACUUAAUCUCAGCUGGAGAGUCAGUUGGAAUUGGGUGGCAUAAAAAAUAAAAUCUAUAAAUAAACUAACCUAAACUUAACCACAAAAGGCUAAGAUUAGACGUGUUGUACAAUUCAAUGUUUUUAGCCAAAUUGAAUGAUAAAACUAUUCUUAAGUAUGAAUUUGUAAGAGAAAAAAGUAAUUUAUAUUAUAAUUCUUAAAGUUAGUGUGAUUUCCUGAUUUUGUUUCUAUCUACUUUAUUUUCCCUGCUGUGCUGUCUGCUCUGCCAUAUGCGUCUUCUCCACCCACUUGGUUAGCAUGAGCUCACUCGUUGGGCCCAGCUGUCAUUCUCUUAUUCU
Python bivittatus (Burmese python) is the source of this 2019-nucleotide messenger RNA. RefSeq names its product small nuclear ribonucleoprotein D2 polypeptide (gene SNRPD2). The record is from RefSeq and is a predicted model, not a curated record. Gene Ontology annotation, biological process: RNA splicing. NCBI's taxonomy places the organism in Eukaryota, Metazoa, Chordata, Lepidosauria, Squamata, Pythonidae. Gene Ontology annotation, cellular component: small nuclear ribonucleoprotein complex. Gene Ontology annotation, molecular function: RNA binding.